GUUACCGAAGAAAAUACAUCAGUCACUGCACAAUAAAAGCCCAAGGAUUCGUAUUGCAGAGCUUGUAACAGUUUACCAGCCUUUAGUACCUCGGCAACGCUUUGGCUCAUCUGUUUCUUCGGUCAGUGCAGUACAGGUGACACGACACUAUGGAACCUGCAAUCACCAUUCUGUGCAUCAUCGCUUCUGUAACGAGCGGCGUGCUGUCAAUGCCCGAGGCUCUGGUUUCGUACAACAGACUUCAAGAGCGUAUGCGGCAGCUAGCGGAGGACUUCAACGCUCUUGAAGGUUCAUUCAAGCCUGCACACUGCACAUACAUUCUUCACAACGGCCAACACACAAGCGGGGUGUACACCGUUUUCCAUAAGGCAGCCGGCAAUUCAGGACAGAAGGUAUACUGCGACAUGGACACUGACGGCGGAGGUUGGACAGUUAUCCAACACCGCGGACAGUACGGAAAUCCUGUGUACUACUUCUACCGAAACUGGACCGAGUACGCCAACGGAUUCGGAAAUCCCGCUGAGGAAUACUGGAUCGGCAACAAUGCACUCCACGCUCUCACAUCCGGUGAUGAGAAGAUGGUCCUACGAAUUGUACUGAGCAAUAGUACGAAAGAAACUGUGUCUCUUGACUACAAGAAUUUCACAGUGGGUAGUGAAGAAGAAUAUUUUAGGCUUCAAGUGGGAGAUUACACAGGAAAAAAAGGUUGGAACGCAAUCGGGCUAGCUUCUGGCCACAAGUUCUCAACCUUCGAUCGUGACAAUGACGGCUCCAUUGGUAAUUGCGCUUUCCGCUUCCGUGGCGGAUGGUGGUACGAUAAUUGUCUAGGUGGCAACCUAAACGGGCUCAAUCUUAACGGGCCGCACGAUAGUAUGGGCGACGGCAUUGACUGGAACACGCGGGAAACUCCGUACCACUACUCUUAUCCAAACGUUCGAAUGAUGAUCCGACCGGCAGGGAAACACUAAUUGGUCAGCACUGUCUGAUCGGCUCGUCUUAAAGGACGUCCACUGCUCUAUU
This is a messenger RNA of Dermacentor silvarum, 1020 nucleotides long. Its product is annotated as techylectin-5A-like. The record is from RefSeq and is a predicted model, not a curated record. Lineage: Eukaryota; Metazoa; Arthropoda; Arachnida; Ixodida; Ixodidae. The transcript is spliced from 6 exons. Bases 150 to 968 code for a protein of 272 amino acids.